Messenger RNA from Amoebophrya sp. A25, 2317 nucleotides. NCBI's taxonomy places the organism in Eukaryota, Dinophyceae, Syndiniales, Amoebophryaceae. The record is from the annotation of a GenBank genome assembly.
CUUUUUCAUCGUUCUGUGUAACCGAAAACUAAAAGUAGGCUCGUUUACUUGUUCUUGUCGUAUCCCUUUGCUCGGUCUAUCUCUAUGCUUUCAUCCCUUUAUAUUGAUUUCUUUGUCUUUCCUCCAGGCUGUCGAGCGCAGAAAUUGGAAUGAUCAAUGUAACAACUACACUGGACUAAUCUACUUGUUGUUCUUUCGAUAGCAUGUGUAGUUCUAGUUUGCUGCACGAUUCGAAAUUAUGAUGAUGCGGUUCUGCCUGAACCUGAAGAAAGGUUUUCGUUUUGACAUGCAGUUGUUGGUCCGAGAAAAAUGGAGAUGAAGAUUAGCAGGGCUUCCUAGGGAGUUGUGGACGUUGACGAAUUCAGUUCUCAGAGUGAAAAAUGCCGUUGGCGAUGCAAUUCAUCCGCGAUCACCCCGAGGCGGUGCGCGCUUCGGAGCGCGCUCGGGGUCGAUUAAGAGGUGUGGAAGGUAGCGAGGAUCUGGUCUCUCAAAUCCUGAAUGCAGACAAGGAGUGGCGUGCGGAGUGUACUCGAGAAAACGAGCUCAAUCGUCACGGAACUGAGCUGCAAGCUGAGAUAGCGCGUCUCAAGAAGGCCGCUGCAAAAAAAAGAGGGAAAGCUGAGGCCACAGCAGCCACUGAGCAAGUGGAAGGAGGGGCGCCAGCUGUAACGCUGGAAGAACUAAUAUCGGAAAGGAAAAAUGUAGUCGAAAGCUCCCGUGACGCCAAAACACAGUCUGCUCACCUUGCUGAAACUAGGGACAAGCUGGUCGCGCAAGUAGGAAAUAUUGUGAGAACACUCUCACCGUCACCUCCUAGUCGUGUGGUAGAAGGCGACUUUUCUGCUCCACACGACAAUGUGACCUCGGAAACCUCUCGGCAUGCGCAACCAGUACCACGAGAUCCUGCCAUACUCCGAAUGAAGGACUGCUCUUCUCAGCGCGCGAGGAUAAUCAAGCAGGAUGGACCUCCGUCGCCGGAGAGGCGUGCCGAUUCGACGGCCACACAAGUCCAAGAGCGGAAGGUGGUAUUACCCCACUGGGAGCUUCUCCGGCAGCUUGGAAUGAUCGAUACCAAUAACCGAGGGUCGAAAUUAGCCGGUAGCCGUGCUUAUUUUCUGACCGGGCCUGGUGUGUUGCUCAACAUGGCACUCCAAAACUACGCGAUGACGUUUUUGGCGCAGCGGGGUUAUGCACCGGUUGCGCCGCCACUGUGGAUGCGGCCCGAAGUGAUGGCGCAGACAGCGGAGUUAGCAGACUUUGACGAGCAGUUGUACAAAGUCGUGGUCCGGCCCCCGCGUGCUGAGAAAGACGGGGAAAAGGAACAGCGCAAAGGCGACGCCCCGAUCGUGUCUCAUCAUGGUCAAUCUGCUUCCUCAUCAAGUUUUACGUCAAGUUCGGCAUCCAAACCGGCUGCCUCUGCGUUCGACAAGAGCAACUCUCUGUACUUGAUCGCUACAUCCGAGCAACCCCUGUCGGCUAUGUUUGCUGGUGAGCGGCUUGACAGAAACGCCCUUCCAAUGCGCUUAGCUGGGAUCUCUCCGUGCUUCCGGCGGGAAGGCUCGCAACAUGGUUACGAGACGAAAGGCCUUUUUAGAGUGCACAACUUCGACAAAGUUGAACAGUUCGCACUCUGUCAUCCAACAGAUAGCGAUACAGUUUUAGCAGAUUUUGUCUCCAUAGCAGAGGAAUUCUAUGCGAGCCUUGGACUGUCGUACCGUGUGGUCCAGAUUCCUCCACAGGAGCUCAAUAAUGCAGCGGCUCAGAAAAUAGAUAUCGAAGCACUUUUUCCACAUCUCGACGUUGCGGAGGACACGGCUAAGUCUAAGAGAACAUCAAAGAUAACUACUUUUUCGGCGCGAAAGGAGCGGGAAACACGAACAGAGGACAUCGCCGCAGCCAUUAGUUCAGUCACAGGUCUUGAACAAGAAUUUGAAGGCACGUAUCGCGAGCUGGUAUCGUGUUCGAAUUGUACAGACUAUCAAUCUCGAGCUUUGAAUAUCUGCACAGGCGAAGGAAAGGACAAGGUUUUUGUGCAUUUGGUCAAUGCAACAUUAUGUGCGACACAGAGAACGAUUUGCUGCCUCCUGGAGAACUACCAAACCAGGGUCGGGGUAGUGCUACCUCCGGUCCUGAGACCGUUCUACUUCGGGGGUGCAUCGCCGCCUGUUACUUUCCUCCCUUUUACCGAGACAUGACUAAGAUUCUAAUCAAAUGCUGCCCCUACUGCUCCCAUUUUCUACACGGCAGGGAUGCGGACACUCAGCAAAACUUCCCAUAAGCUUCCUGAUUUGUGAGUCUUAAGGGCUUGUGAAGCACA